AUGCUGCAUUGUGGAACUAUAAACUGCUCAGAAUACCCAAAGUAUCUUUGUGCUUACGUCGAACCAGGAGUUUUACUUUGCAAACUUCAUCAUAAUCAGCAUUCCAAUCUAUGUUCAAGAAGCCAUAUGAAAUUAACUUCAAAUUAUCAAAAAAUAUUUCAGCCUCAUCAGAUACAAGCAGAAAUGGAAAGAUUUACCAAAUAUGAAACUAAGCUUGGUAAAGAAAUUGCUUCCCUUGAUGCUCAAAUCUUUAAAUAUAUAAAGUUAUUGAAUACUUACAUUCCAAAAAUUGAGAAAAGAAAUAAAACAGCUCGUCAUUUAGCAGAUAUUUUGAUUGAAUAUCAAAUUUUUAAUGAAAUUAUCGGAAAAGGAUUAAAAAACAAUAAACUACUAACUUUGGAUAUGAGUUAUAAGCCAGUCAAUACAAAUCUGAUUGAGCUAAAAGUGGCAAAAAACAUAUGUAUAGAUAUUCCAAAAUGAAAAAAUAUAGAAAUUCUUAAGAAAAGCUAUUUUAACAAUGUUAAAUUUAAUAAUAGAAAACAAAUUUGUACACAAUUGAAAGAAUUGCUAACAAAUGAAUUAAAGCUUCAACUGUUCAAUAUUUUACUCAUGUCAAAAGAAAUUCAAGGUAUUUCUAUAGCAGCAAGCAAUGCAGCAACGAUUUUAAAUGCAUCAGAUUUCUCGUUUAAUUAUAAAGACUUAACUCCUAUUAAUAUUUUUUAAAUUAUUAUUCCAAUUAAUUUAUAAAGUGUAUAUUUAAAUUAAUAUUUCUAAUAAGGACAGUAAGUAAUACCAAGCUACCGUAUACAAAUUUUUCGGAAACAUUAUUUAUUGGGACUAAUUUUGAAAACUGUGAUUUAAGUAGCGCGAAUUUUUCUCAUUCCAGCUUGUAACGAUGACCCCCCCCUCAAUCUUCAUGUCUAUUGCAACAAAAAUGCAAUUUUUUAAUAUAAAAUUGUAUAUAAAAAAAAUAAUAAUUUUCAUGUCUCUUGCAACAAAUUAUAACAUUAAAAUGGCGACACGUGCCAACCUGCCUUCUUGGCUCAGCAGUCCAGACCUUAUGGCUACAGCGAACAGGGACGGACUCCGAGCCAAGAAUCAGACGCAGGCUCAAGAAGUGUGUAUCCGGGUAGGUUUUGGCUGCUUUCCUGUGGUUGGAAAUGGAGGUGCUCAGCAACGUCCUUGGAUCCGAGGACCCAUGGGCAUUCCUCUAACGAGAAACUGGGGGUUUCAGCCCAGGCCACAGGGGAACAGUCUUUUUCCUGUAGCUGUCGAAGAAAGGCACUUUGAUACCCGAUAGACUCCAAGGAGCUGAUCCUUGGAAUCAAGCUACUCCAAUCGCCCGUAGCACUGCCGCAGAAAUCAAUAAGCCGCCCACUCAAAACUGAACUCCCAAGGUAAGGGGGAGACAGAAGGUACCGGAAGGGCACUCGUAAGAGGGAUAGAUCCUCUGGGCUGGAGUCGAAAAGCAGUAGAACCUUCCGUACGGGAGGUCUUUAAUGACUGCGUCAUCAAUAUGGCUAGCGCCUGUCUGUAAUAAUCUUAAUCCUAGUCCUCUUGCAACAAAUUUUCGAUUCGCAUCUUAAAUUUUUCCGUACUUUUUAGCUAGAUAAGUUUAAUAAAAUGGCGAGCGAUGGCAAUAGCCGUCCAAAUCUCGAUGAGAAGGUCAUUGACAAACCUAAAGUAGCGCUGUUUUAUGGGUUUUUUGAGAAACUCACCUAGAGAAAAAUGCAUUAAACACUUUUUAUAAAAAUGUUGUGUUGCAGUAGGCAUGAAGAUUUUUUCGAAAAAUUUUUGUUGCAGUAGACAUGAAGAUUGAGGGGGGGGUCAUCGUUACAAUCUAAAUUUCAAAAAUGCUAUGAUGGAAAAUGUUAAUUUUGGGCAGAUUUCCUUACUUGGCUAUGAAGACUACAUUAAUGCAGUCGCUAUUUCAAGCUGUGGAAACUUUAUAGCAUCAGGAGGUGCAAAGCCAUAUAUAUUAAUAUGAAAUUUAAACACUCAAGAAAUCUUUAUAAGGCUUAACGGCCAUACAAAUUCAAUAUCAUCGGUUUCUUUCUCUCAUAAUAGGAAAUUAUUAGUUUCAGGCUCAUAUGAUCAGACAGUCAGAGUUUGGGACUGGGAAAAUUCAAAAGAAAUUCAUCAAUUUACUGGGCACAAGUUCAAUGUUUAUUGCGUAUUAUUUUCUUUAUGUGAUAAAUACGUAAUUUCAAGCAGUUCAGAAUGAGUUAUCAAAUGAUGGGACUUUGAGAACGACCAAAUCACCAAAAUAUUAAAAGGCCAUAGAUAUGGGAUACGAUCUCUAUCACUUUCCCCAUGCGGGCGAUUUCUUGUCUCAUCUAGUUUUAUUGAGUCAAUAAGAAUUUGGGAUAUUGAAAAUGAGGCAGAAAUAGGUAGAUGCAACGUGACGAAAAAAAUUAAAAGUGUUUGCUUCAGUCCUUGUGGGAAAUAUUUCGCUUCUGCUAGUGAUUGAAAAGUUGUUUUAUGAGAAAUAAAGACUAUGAAAGAUGCCCAAAUUUUUGAAGGGCACAAAAACGAUGUCAAUUCUGUAGCGUUUUCUCCUUGUGGGAAAUAUUUGGCAUCAGCUGGAAACGAUAAUAAAAUAAUUAUUUGGGACUUAGAAUCAAAUAGAAAUGCUAGGGAAUUCUUCCAUGAUAAGGCUGUAAACUCGGUUUGUUUUCACCCAAAUAAGAAUUUGGUGAUUUCAGGAAGUAGUGACUGCAAAAUAAAAGUGUGGGACUUUGAUAGCUGGGUUAAGAAUGGACAAUUUGAAGGACAUAAAAAUGGGAUUUCUUCAGUAGCCAUUUCUCAUAAUGAUGAAAUUUUUGCAACUUGUGGGAAAGACAAAGCAAUAAAGUUUUGGAAUAUGAACAAUUUUAAGCUAAUUAAUACUAUUAAUGACGAAACAUACACUCCUCUUUUAAUAUUAAAAUUAAAUUUUUUUAUAUUCUUUUAUAUAUAUAUGUGUACUAUGAAUAGUUGAAAAAAUAUUAUAACAUAGAAAAUAAAUUAUUUAUUUAUAAGUUGCAAUUUUAUUAUAUAUAUAUUUCUGCUGCAAAAAUCAAUAAUAAUAGAGUGUAUAGCACAUUUAUAGCUUUCACAAAAUGUGAUACACUCGUUAUGACGACUUCAAGUUUCAGCGAUUGAAUUGAUAGAAAUUCGUCAUUCAAUUCAAUCUCAAGGGUAGAGAGCGAAGUUAAUAUCUGAAAUGUUAGCGAUGCUAGUUUCUUUGGUGGCUACAAUGCUCAUUGGAAAGCGAUUAAGUCGAUAUGCUUUAGUCCAAAUUCUAUCAAUUUUGCAACAGGAAGCGCUGACAAGACAAUAAUGAUUUGGACUAAAGAAAAUGAUUAUUCUACAAUUAAUACCUUUUAUGCACAUAAAUCAGAUGUCAACUCAGUAUGCUAUUCUCCAUGUGGCAAUUUCCUUGCUUCUGGCAGCUCAGAUAAAACAAUAUUUAUUCAUGACGUUAACAAAUAUGAAUAUCAACAAGAAGCAUUUGCUAACGAAAGCUGCGCGGUUUACCAAGUUAUUUAUUCGCCAUGUGGAAGGUUUUUACUCUUAUUUUUAAAUAAUUUUUAAUAAUUUUGAAUAAAAUAUUUAAUAGACAAUUUUUUUAAAAAUCAAAAGUGAAAAUUAGCUUCAGUAGGUGAGGACAGGAUUAUAAGAAUUCGGGCCAUUGAAACAAAAGAAAUAUUUCGAUCAUUUGCUGGGCAUAAAUUAAGAGUGAAUUCAAUUUUAUUUUUGUCUUCAGGGAAGCAUCUUAUUUCUGGAAGUGAUGAUAAAAGCAUAAGGAUAUGAGACAUUGAAAGCCAAAAAGAAUCUGAAAGACUGGACAACCACCAAGGAGGAGUGACAUGUCUUUCUCUUUCGCAUUUUGGGGUCUAUUUCAGCUCAGCAAGCUCAGAUAAAACAGUUAAAAUGUGGAAAUUCAGAGACGAGUUUCUGCCCUAA
Messenger RNA from Blepharisma stoltei, 3948 nucleotides. Lineage: Eukaryota; Ciliophora; Heterotrichea; Heterotrichida; Blepharismidae. The record is from the annotation of a GenBank genome assembly.